AGCCAUUGCAUAUACGAUAGAUAGUGAUGUCCUUCUUGAAGAGUAUCAGUGGACUUAUACGUCCAUUAAAUGGACAGGGUAGCAUUCUCCACACCUCAUCAUUAAACAACAUUACUCAAAUCCGUACUGCCACCAAGAAGGUUUCUGGUUCGAAGACUAACAAAAAUGAUUCGGCUGGUAGAAGAUUAGGGCCCAAAGCAUACGAAGGUCACUACGUUCAACCUGGUCAAAUCAUCAUGAGACAAAGAGGUACCAAAAUACAUCCGGGCGAGAAUGUCAAGAUAGGUGUUGAUCACACAAUCUAUGCUGUGGAACCAGGAUACGUCAGAUUCUACUACAACCCAUUUCACCCAUUAAGAAAGUACGUCGGUGUUGCCUUAAAGCAAGAGUUGAAAUUACCUACUCCUCACUUCUCCCCAAGAGUAAGAAGAUUCGGGUAUGUUGAACUUACUGAUCCCGUGAAGGCUCAACAAGAAGAAGACAGAAUGUCUAGAAAAGAGUACGAAGCUCAAUCAGAGCUUACAAACGAGUUCUUGAAGUCCGAAGAAUACAGACAAAACGUUACUAAAGAAUUUGCACAAUCUUUGAAGGAUGAGUUUAGCAUAGAUUUGGAUGAGAACAAGUUGCAAGUUGUUGCUCACAGAUUUUACGAGAUUUCACAAUUAGUGAAAAACGGCUUGAGCUUAGAGGAAGCCAAGGUCCAAGCAUCCUACAACCAUAUCUACAAUAUAGAACUUGCUGCCAGAAGGGGCGAAGUCUCGAAUUUUGAAGAAGCUAAGAAAGAAAACUUGAGUGUAUUCAACGAUAUCGAUAACAAAGUUCAAUUGGACGCCCAGGGCCGUCUUUGCAAGUACUUGAAUGCUCAAGAAAGAGAGUCUCUUCAACAAGAAAUCUCAACCAAGUUAGCGCCAUUUGCUAACCGUAUUCUUUCUAAAGAAGAUAAGAAAACAGUCACUAACUUGAUUGAAACUCCCGGUGCUUACACCACCAGUGAGCAAAGCUUGCUUAGAGAACAGUACUUACCAGAAAUUGUUCCAUGGACUGUGCCAGGCUCAGUUAUUGAAAAUAUCGACCCUGAGAACCCACCAAAAGACGUGGUUGUACAAAGAGUAUUCGAUGGUAAGACCAGAUCCACUAAGGUCAUCGGUAGACCAAGAGAUAUUGUCGCCUAGACUAUGGGCUCAAUGUAAGCAUCACAACUGGUCUUCAGUAGUCUCUAAAUAGCUUGUAUAUAUUACGAAAUUAUAGUGAAAUAUCUAUC
Molecule: messenger RNA, 1261 nt
Organism: Suhomyces tanzawaensis NRRL Y-17324
Lineage: Eukaryota; Fungi; Ascomycota; Pichiomycetes; Serinales; Debaryomycetaceae
Gene: MRP7
Product: mitochondrial 54S ribosomal protein bL27m
Exons: 1
Coding region: 27-1172 (381 amino acids)
Biological process (GO): translation
Cellular component (GO): ribosome; mitochondrial large ribosomal subunit
Molecular function (GO): structural constituent of ribosome
Source: RefSeq, a predicted model, not a curated record